Amoebophrya sp. A25 is the source of this 737-nucleotide messenger RNA. Lineage: Eukaryota; Dinophyceae; Syndiniales; Amoebophryaceae. The record is from the annotation of a GenBank genome assembly.
AAAAUCACUGAGCUGCAGACGCAGCUCACGAAUCUGAAAAAAGAACGCGCAGCAGAAAAAGAUGCAUCGGAAGCCGCGCUGUAUGAGAGCGCAACAAAAUGCGGCACGCUUGAAGAUAAGCUCACGAAAGCAGAAAUGGAGAUGAUAAAAGUGCGGGGGGAAACCGAUCGUAUAAUUAGUACCUUUUUUUUACCGUUGUUGUUAUUUGAGUAGAAGAAGAAGUUGGAGUUUCUGCAUCAGCUUGUCUACGCCUCUCACACUAAUUGUAAAUUUGCAUCAAGUUGUUUCCGCUUUUGCUCUCGCUGCUUCUCUGAUGUAUCGGUAUCCUCGUCAAGUUUUGAUUUCUAUUCCUUGUCGAUUUCUAUUCCUAAGUCGCCAUCAACGAUAACAAACGAAUACGAAAACCCAUGAUAACUUCACUGAUCUUCAGAAUUGCGCGAAGAGCUCAAAAUGGUAGCGAAGGCGCAUCAGAAUGAAGUAGAAGGACUGCAGGACAUGCAUAUGCAUGAAAAACAGGAGAAGCAUGAGGAGUUUAUGGAUUCUAGCCGUAGUCAUGCCGCGGAAGUGGCCCGACUGCAGGAACAGGUCAUCGGCCUUAGAGCAGACCUGCACAAAUCGGAGACAACACAGCGGCAACUUCUUCAAAAAGCACACGAAGAGGAGAAGAUCAGAAACGAAGAGCAGGAGGCUGCAAACAGAAAGCAGAAGGAGGAAAGUUCUGAAAGAGCAGCUUCCAG